UAUAUUAAUAAAGGUUAUUAUUUUUUAUAGAAUAUACCAUAUGGAAGCACAUAAAUCAUUUUUGUUAGAUUUUUUGGCAGGUGGUAUAUCUGCAGCAGUUUCUAAAACCGCAGUAGCACCUAUAGAACGUGUCAAAUUAUUACUUCAGGUGCAACAUACUUCCAAACAAAUAGCACCUGAGCAACGAUAUAAAGGUAUACUCGAUGUAUUUAUACGUGUACCAAAAGAAACUGGUUUUCUUAGUUUAUGGAGAGGUAAUUUAGCAAACGUUAUACGCUAUUUUCCUACACAAGCUUUAAAUUUUGCUUUUAAAGACAAAUUUAAAACAAUAUUUUUGGGAGGCGUACCAAAGGAAGCAUUUUGGAGAAAUUUCAUUGGAAAUUUAGCAUCCGGUGGUGCUGCCGGUGCAACAUCAUUAUUAUUUGUAUAUCCUCUUGAUUUUGCUCGCACCAGAUUAGCUGCGGAUGUUGGAAAAGGUGCUCAAAGAGAAUUCAGUGGAAUGGGUGAUUGUUUAAUGAAAAUUUUUAAAACAGACGGUCUGUUUGGUUUAUAUCGAGGAUUCAAUGUGAGUGUCCAAGGAAUUAUUAUAUAUCGUGCAGCAUAUUUUGGACUUUAUGAUACAGUACAAGGCUUUUUUUCUGAUCCAAAAGCUACUCCAUUAUAUGUUAACUUUCUUAUUGCACAAGCUGUAACAUCGCUGUCAGGACUUUUAUCCUAUCCUUUAGAUACAGUCAGAAGAAGAAUGAUGAUGCAAUCAGGACGUAGUAAAGAAGAAGUGAUGUAUAAAAAUACUUUAGAUUGUUGGAUUAAAGUAUUACGUAAUGAAGGACCAUCAGCUUUCUAUAAAGGAGCAUUUUCCAAUAUUUUACGAGGGACAGGUGCUGCUCUCGUUUUAACAAUAUAUGCUCCUAUUAAAACUCGUAUUGCUAACAUAAUAUUUAAAGAUGAUACUACAACAUAGCUAUUUAUUUUGUAUAUUUUAUAUAAAUUCAAUAAAAAUAUU
Molecule: messenger RNA, 1003 nt
Organism: Polistes dominula (European paper wasp)
Lineage: Eukaryota; Metazoa; Arthropoda; Insecta; Hymenoptera; Vespidae
Product: ADP/ATP translocase
Biological process (GO): mitochondrial ATP transmembrane transport; mitochondrial ADP transmembrane transport; negative regulation of mitochondrial outer membrane permeabilization involved in apoptotic signaling pathway
Cellular component (GO): mitochondrial inner membrane
Molecular function (GO): ATP:ADP antiporter activity
Source: RefSeq, a predicted model, not a curated record